Messenger RNA from Schizosaccharomyces cryophilus OY26, 2387 nucleotides. RefSeq names its product cytoplasmic threonine-tRNA ligase Trs1. Lineage: Eukaryota; Fungi; Ascomycota; Schizosaccharomycetes; Schizosaccharomycetales; Schizosaccharomycetaceae. The coding region runs from base 175 to 2286 and encodes 703 amino acids. The transcript is spliced from 2 exons. Gene Ontology annotation, biological process: threonyl-tRNA aminoacylation. Gene Ontology annotation, molecular function: ATP binding; threonine-tRNA ligase activity. The record is from RefSeq and is a predicted model, not a curated record. Gene Ontology annotation, cellular component: cytoplasm.
GCAAAUAUCACUUGUUGUAAACUGGGGAGAGCAAAUUGCUUGUCUGUGUUAAACAGCGAUAUACAAAAGUCUUAAGUAGAAAACUACACCCAGAUAACUGUCUCAUUGAUUGAUUGGUCCACCGAAAAGUCAUUCCUGAAAGUUCACAUUGAGUUUCAUCGUUCGAAUUAAAGGAUGAGUGCAGCUACUGUUCAACAAGUACAGAAGGGCCUUGGACAGGUCUCUUUAGAAGUUCCAUACAUUCAACAUCGUGUUGAACUUUUUGAGAAAUACAAAAAAGAAGUUGAGGAGGAGAUUGCCAACAAGCCCAGAGAGGAAAUUGACGUUACCCUUCCUGAUGGAAAGGUUGUCAAAGCUACUAGUUGGGAAACCACUCCUCUUGACAUUGCUACCUCGAUUUCCAAGGGUCUUGCUGAGCGUACCGUGAUUGCUAAGGUGGAUGACAAGCUAUGGGAUUUGACCCGUCCUUUUGAAACUUCUUGUACUUUGAAGCUUUUAGACUUUGAAGAUCCCGAAGGAAAACGAGUCUUUUGGCAUUCCAGUGCCCACGUCCUUGGUGAAGCUUCUGAGUUAUUCUAUGGCUGCCACUUGUGUGUUGGUCCUCCUACGGAUGAUGGCUUCUUUUACGAAAUGGCUAUCGAGAAUGAGCGUGUUGUUACCUCUGAAGACUACAAGAGCCUCGAAAACUUAGCCAAGCAAGCAAUCAAACAAAAGCAGCCGUUUGAACGUUUGGUCCUUUCUAAGGAAAGACUCCUUGAGAUGUUUAGCCACAACAAAUAUAAGCAACAGAUUAUACAAAACAAGAUUCCCGAUGGUACUAGUACUACUGUCUAUCGCUGUGGCCCUCUUAUUGACUUAUGUACUGGUCCUCACGUCCCUCAUACCGGCCGUGUUAAAUCUUUUGCCGUCAUGAAAAACUCUUCCUCUUAUUUUUUGGGUGAUGCUAAAAACGAUUCCCUUCAACGUAUUUAUGGUGUUAGUUUCCCUGACAACAAGCAAAUGCAGGAGUAUAAAGCCUUUUUGCAAGAAGCUGCCAAACGUGAUCACCGUAAAAUUGGCCGCGAACAAGAACUUUUCUUCUUCAACGAAGUUUCUCCUGGUAGUUGCUUCUUUUUGCCUCAUGGUACUCGUAUUUACAACACUUUACAAAACUGGAUGCGUGAACAAUAUUCCCAGCGCGGUUACCAAGAAGUCAUCACCCCUAAUAUGUACAAUGUAAACAUUUGGAAAACUUCUGGCCACUGGAAUAACUAUUCUGAAAACAUGUUUUCUUUUGACGUUGAAAAGGAGAAGUUUGCUUUGAAACCUAUGAAUUGUCCUGGUCACUGUGUCAUUUUCAAGAACCGCGAUCGUAGUUACCGUGACCUUCCUUGGCGCGUUGCCGACUUUGGUGUUUUGCAUAGAAACGAGUUUUCUGGUGCCCUUAGCGGUCUCACCCGUGUCCGUCGUUUCCAGCAAGAUGAUGCUCAUAUCUUUUGCAGACCCGACCAAGUGAGAAGCGAGAUUGAAGGAUGCUUUGACUUCUUGCAGCACGUCUACGGUAUCUUUGGUUUUACUUUCCAUUUAGAAUUGUCUACUAGACCAGAAGAGAAGUUCCUUGGUGACGUCGCUACUUGGGAUCGUGCUGAGACUCAGUUGAAGGCUGCUUUGGAUGCUUCUGGUUAUAAUUGGGAGUUAAAUGCUGGUGAUGGUGCUUUCUAUGGUCCUAAAAUCGAUAUCACCGUAUUCGAUGCCUUAAAACGACAACAUCAAUGUGCCACUAUUCAACUCGAUUUCCAACUUCCUGAGCAAUUCCAACUUGAAUUCCAUGCUCCUGUUAAUGCUGAAGAAGCCAAGGAAACCGGAAAUAACAAUAGCUAUAUCCGCCCUGUCAUGGUUCAUCGUGCCAUCCUUGGCAGUUUGGAGCGUAUGAUUGCCAUUCUUACCGAACAUUUCGCCGGUAAGUGGCCGUUUUGGUUGUCUCCUCGUCAAGUUUGCAUUGUUCCAGUUUCUGUUGCUGCGUAUACUUAUGCAGAGAAAGUCAAUCGUGCUUUAGUAAGCGCUGGUCUCUACGCUGACGUUGACUUGUCAGACAACACUUUACCUAAAAAGGUACGUACCGCACAACUUUCUCAAUACAACUUCAUCUUUGUCGUUGGUGCCGAAGAAGAAAAAUCCGAGAGUGUGAAUGUUCGUAACCGUGAUGAUCCUAAGAAGCAAAGCAAGGGUGAGGUUAUUCCCAUGAAGGACAUUCUUGAAAAGUUACUCAAGCUUAAGGAGUCCAAAUCUCGCGUCAACGACUUGUAAUUCGAGCCUUAUCAACUUUAGGUCCAUUUUUCGGGAAUUAGGGUUAUUUACUAUAAAUGCAACAUUCAUUUUUUUCUUUCAAUGAAAACAAACUUCGCAUA